This is a messenger RNA of Heterocephalus glaber (naked mole-rat), 2634 nucleotides long. RefSeq names its product spermatogenesis associated 1 (gene Spata1). The record is from RefSeq and is a predicted model, not a curated record. Lineage: Eukaryota; Metazoa; Chordata; Mammalia; Rodentia; Bathyergidae.
GGCUCGAUCGUCCGCUGCCCCCGCCUCCGUCUGCUCCCUCGGGCCCUGUGUCCGGCGGGCGUCCUCAGCCGCUUUGCCGUCCGGCCCCGGGAAGGGCGCCGGGGAAGAGCGUCCGAAAGAAGACUUCACGCCCUCAGUCGGUUUCCGGGAAGAGACUGCGGAAGUCUGGGUGCUUGCGGAAGUUUGCACCUGCCUCUUACCCAUUUCAUUCGAGAGGCCAGCAGUAAGUGCAAUGCUUUUUUAAACAAGCCAAAAAUCUAUCGAAUAUAUAGUAGUACUUAAAUGAAGAAAGUUAGAAGAACAACCAGAAUUCCAACUGAUAAUUAUAACUUGCAGACACUGAUGAGCCUGUCACUCAAUUCAAGUCAACCUUCUUCAUCAGAGUUGAUGGAGCUUCAUGUUUUUUAUGUCCCUGAAGGAUCAUGGAACUAUAAGUUAAAUACUAUAUCAAUAGAAGUUGCUAACAAAUUUAUUUCUGCUGGAUUUAUAAGAGUGUCUCCUCAACUUACUUUACGGGCCCUGAGAUUGCGCCUUGGUGAGUUCCUUGGUGAAGAUGCUGUUGCAGAAAAAUUUUUCUUUCUAAAAUGCAUUGGAAAUAAUUUAGCUGUGGUGAAGGAAAGGCAAGAAUCAGAACUAAAACUCAAAUCAUUUGCUCCUCCAUAUGCUCUUCAACCAGAAUUAUAUUUGCUUCCUGUAAUGGACCAUUUAGGAAACGUUUAUUCAGCAUCAUCAGCAGUUACUUUAGAUGGGCUGCAAACUAAUAACGAUAUUGCUGAGAUUGAUGGAACAAUCCAGAGACCAGUUAGUGUAACUUUGUCGAAGGAAGAACCUGGAAGAAUUCCCAGUUCUUUAGAAAACAUUUUGAAAGAACUUUUUAGCAAGAAUCAAGAAGAAGCAUCAGUUAAGAAAAAAGCUACUCCAAACAAAAGCCAGAAUGCAAACAGUCACAUAGAAAAUUCUAAAUUGCCAGCAUCUUUGGAAGAUUCAAAUGAUUAUUUUCACAACCAAAAAAGUCAAUUUCUUUGGAAAAAUGAAGAUCAAAUCAUCAACAGAAGACAGGACAAUCAGAUAGGUGAAAAGGAGCAUGUCCUUUUGCUAGACCUUAUUGAUUUCCCUUCACUUCCUUGUCAACGACAACCUGUUCUUUCCUCAGGAGUAACAGAUAUCUCUUUAUUACAAAGUGAGAGAGAAAAAAUUAUUGAACAAAUGAAACAAAUAAAGGAAGAAAGAAGAUAUCUGGAAAGAAUUACAGAAGAACUAAUAAAAAAAGCUGAAAAGCUAUUUGAACAGAACAAAUUGAAGAGAUAUCAAGGUUGUGAUGGUUGGAAGAAAAAAUACUUUGAAACAAAGAAAAUCACAGCAUCAUUGGAGGAGGUUUUAACAAAACUUCGAGAAGAUUUGGAACUUUACUAUAAAAAAUUGCUUACGCAACUGGAAGCCAGGGAGAUCAAAAUGAAACCAAAGAAUGUGGCAAACAUUGCAGACUCCAAGAAUUACCUUAUAAUCCAGAUCACUGAGGUACAACAUGCAAUUGACCAGCUUAAGAGAAAACUGGAUACUGAUAAAAUGAAACUCAUAAUAGAAGUUAAGAUGAGAAAACAAGCAGUUUCAGAUUUACGAGCACUGAAAACUGAACUGGUACAGAAGAAAAUUAGUCCAUCUUUUCAAUCUCUUUUAGUUCCUGGAAGUGUGCCUAGCUAGGACCUGAACAGAUGAUUUUGUUUACAAUAAAUCAGCCAAAUCAAAAGGUAAUGACAUGAAGGAGGAAAGUACUUCCUUUUCUAGGUGUUAUAGACAUGAUUCUAAGAGGCUGUUAGAGUUGAUUAACACGGUGAUUAACACGGUUAUACCUGAAUAAGAACUAUAAACUAGGUUCUCUUAUAUGCAGCUUCUAUCCUGUACACAUCUCUGUCAGUAAGCACUCCAGCUACUGGUUAAAGGAUCAAGGACAGAGCAUAUCUAGGCAAAAAAGUAAAGGAAAUACAAAAAAAAUAUAGGAGGUAGAAACAGAAAGACCUGUGGCUAAAUAUAAUUUACUAAUUUUUAUACACAUCUGGGAAACUUCUUAAAGGCAAUUCUGAAUGAAAGCCAUUUAUAUGUUUAUUUAUGAUAGCCCUACCAGAGUGAGAACAAUAGUUAUUGGUAAAUGAAUAAGCUGUGGCAUAUUUAAAUGUAGUAAAUAAAUUACAUAUGAGCAUAUCUCACCCUAUAUCAGUAUUCUAUUAUUUAACAUUUUUAAAGAUACAUAAAGCUAUGCAUGCUCUAUUAACUAUUGUAAUCUCACUUUUAAAAGCCAACUUAUAGCACUUCUACAUAAAUAUGAAUGACUUUUUAAGAGUAUGGAACAAAGCCACACUCCAUCUGCUAUCAUUCUAGCUUUUGAGAUACUGUUAGAAAGAUAGAUAUUGUUAGAAAGGUAGAUAUUGUUUGAGCUUUUGUGAUAGUUAUGAAAUUUUCAAGUAUCUCUAAAUAGUGAAGAAUUAAUGGGUAAAUACUGAUUUAGGCAUGGUUAAGGUGUACCUAAUACCUUCCAAAGUAUUGAGUCCAAGAUAAAGCUACUGUUGGUGAAACAGCAUACGAAGGCAGAGGACUCUCUUCAAACACAAGAGAAACUUGAUUUUGGUUACUCAGGAA